AUGGAGGCCUGGUGGUACAAACUUGGUGAUCCCUGGGAGAAGGUGUACACCGUCUCCGAGUCUACACUGGUGCAGCUUGAACAGCUGCAUGUUCGCGUCGCGAACCUCACUAGUUGGUUGCACGAGAGGACAGAUCAGAACCUGGAUGUGGUGCUGGAAGAGCUGCAGGAGGCAACGCGGCAGCUGCAUCAGCGCACUCACUUUGCUGGUGUGGUGGAUGACCCUAUCAAAAUGUGGGAACAGCUUGCAGCUGUUCAUCUGCAGAAGAAACCUGGAGCGCGUUUUAAUGCUUAUGAUGAUGUCUUCUUCAUCAGAAAGCAACCAGAGGAAUCACUUCAAGGGCUUGUCAACAAGGUCAAUGCUGCCAUGCAGCGUGUUAAAGACCUUCGCCCUAAUGACUUUGAUCUGACAAAGCUGGAUGAAGAGUUAACCUCCAUGGCUAUGAUUCAUGCUCUUCCUGUGGAGGAAUAUGGCGCUUUUACCUCUGCGCUGCUUCAGUGUGAUAUCCUGAGCAAAGAUGUUGUCAUCCAGGCUUUUGUCACAGAGGAAAUCAAUCAUCAUCAUCGCACCACUUCCUCUCCCAAAGCAGAUCAAGCACUCACCACUGCUUCCUCCUCACAGCUCACCUGCGAGUUUUGUGAAGGCAAAGGACACACACAGUCCAAUUGCUAUGCUUUCCAGAAUGCUUCAAAGAAAGCCAAGGAAAAUCGCAAAGAGCGCCACUCUAAGUGUGGAAACAAGGCAAAUGCUACUGCUGCUGCUGCUGCCACCCAGAAUACCACUCAGGUUGACCCUACCACUGUCACAGAACACAGGCACCACUUCUCAUAUGACACCUCAUCACCACUGGCUUAG
Messenger RNA from Sparassis crispa, 855 nucleotides. RefSeq lists its product as hypothetical. The transcript has 4 exons. Lineage: Eukaryota; Fungi; Basidiomycota; Agaricomycetes; Polyporales; Sparassidaceae. The record is from RefSeq and is a predicted model, not a curated record. The coding region runs from base 1 to 855 and encodes 284 amino acids.